This is a messenger RNA of Erythranthe guttata (spotted monkey flower), 1700 nucleotides long. RefSeq names its product mitogen-activated protein kinase kinase kinase 17. The record is from RefSeq and is a predicted model, not a curated record. Gene Ontology annotation, molecular function: ATP binding; protein kinase activity. Gene Ontology annotation, biological process: protein phosphorylation; signal transduction. Lineage: Eukaryota; Viridiplantae; Streptophyta; Magnoliopsida; Lamiales; Phrymaceae.
AUAUAUAUUCUCAAUAGGUUUCUCUCUCAUCUCUCUUAAUUCACUCUGAAAGAACCACCAUUUGAUUCCCUUCUGGUACACACAGGAAGCUUCGUUCACGAGGAGCGGUUUUCCACCUUAUGGAAGCCGCUCUUUCCAAAUUUUCCAAAUUCCCCCAAUUUUUUUUUUAGAUUUACUGUAAAGGGAGAGUAAUUUUCAUGAUCAAAUUUGUGCCCUGUAAUUUUCCCACUUUUGAAUUCGUAUUAUAUGCAGAUUGCAUAUUUGUGAAUUUGUAUCCUGUUCUUCUAUUCCUUUUGGCGUUCUUCUAUUGAUUUUGCCGUUGUUGUUGCAUUAUGCAACUUGGUGGGAUUUCAAUAAAUCCCAGCAUCUGUCUGCAUCUCGAAACACUCCGAAUUUCGGGCCACCGAUCGGGUUUUGCCGAUUAUUCGGAGAGUGAUCGAACGAUUUCAUGCACGCAAGGUGUUUGGGAAAAGGACCAAGAGAAGAGAAAAUGGCUGAUUGGCUAAAGGGCAGUGUAAUAGGGUCGGGUUCGUUCGGCACUGUUCAUUUGGCUGUAGAUACUUCUACCGGAGCACUUUUCGUUGCUAAAUCAGCGAAAACGGAAGCCGGGAUCAUGUCGCUGAAAAACGAGGCCGAAAUUCUCGAGAAUCUCGAUUCUCGGUACAUAGUUAAAUGCGUAGGAAAAGAUGUCUCUUUUACCAGAAAUGGCGAGACGAACUACAACCUAUUUUUCGAGUACAUGGCGGGAGGUAGCUUAUCCGAUCUGUCACAGAAAUUUGGAGGGUCGUUAGACGAGAGACUGAUUCGUUUGUACACUAGAGAAAUUCUUCAAGGCUUGAAGUACUUGCACAAAAACGGGAUUGUGCACUCCGACAUCAAGUGCAAAAACGUGCUCGUGGAUUCGUUAGGAGCUAUAAAAGUCGCCGAUUUUGGAUGCGCGAAGAGAUUGUGCGAUAAAAAAUCGAGAAAGUCUUGCGUAAUUGGGAUAGGAGGGACUCCUCUUUGGAUGGCUCCUGAAGUAGUGAGAAACGAAGGGCUGGAUUUCGCCGCGGAUAUUUGGUCUUUAGGAUGCACGAUUAUCGAGAUGGCUACAGGGAGGCCACCGUGGGGCGGCGACGCAGCGAAUCCAAUGGCUGCACUUUUAAAGAUUGCGAAAGGAAACGAGAUUCCCGAAUUUCCGAGGCAUUUUUCGUCGGAGGGGUUGGAUUUUCUGUCAAAGUGCUUGCAGCGGGACCCUCGAAAGAGAUGGACGAGCGAGGAAUUGCUCUGCCAUCCAUUCGUUACGAGAAAGGCGAGUUUUGUGAGUAAUUCGCGGAAGGGGGUUUCGUUUUCGCCGACUAGCGUUGUAGAUUUCGCGAGUUACGAAUCGGACGGUAGUUAUUCGUCCGACGACGACGAGUUUGUUGUGGAUAAGAUGAUUUCUUUCACAGUGAAGAAGUUGAUGCCGAAAUAUGAAUCGGAAAACGUUUUCGAGGCGUCGGAAGAUUGGAUCACUGUGAGGAGUAGGUAGUGGAUAGCAAAAGGAAUAGGGGAAGAGUGUUUUUGUUGUACAGUGCUAUUUUUCAAGAUUAGACAAAUUAAAGUGAGAUUAGUUUCUUUUGUAGCUGAUUGAUUCUCUCCCUUUAGACUUGUUAUUAUUAUUAUUAUUGCUAUAUAAAAUGUUCUCUCUUCCUUUGUUUGAAUGAUUAGAAAAUUCUAUU